UCUCCAAAGGAGCAUCCGGUCCCCUCGCCAACCUGGCCCGGACCUUGCGCUCCUCCGUCGCUUGAGAAGGAAAUGUCGGUCACGGGGAGGGGGCGGGAAUCUUGAUUUAUUUCCCUGUCCUUGGACAACUUGUAUAUAUGGGUUGUCCUCCUCCCUUCUUUUCUCAAUGCUUCAGACACGGGUGUCUGCGUGCGCGCUGGAAGGAGGCAGCGGCAAGCGCCUCUGCUCCUCUCCGCCCAAUCCUCCCUGCGCUACGGCUUUACAAAGGAGGAGGAAGAGGAAGAUGGCGAGCCAAUGCAAUUAGACUAACAAGGGACGGACGGCAGCGGGAACAGGCGGCGGCGGCGGCGGCGGCGGCAGCAGCAGCAGCGGCGGCUUUUGCCCGGACCACUGACACAUCCCCCUCCCCUUUUUUUCCCUUUCUUUUUCUUCUCGCCGGGGCGACCGGUUGAGAAAGUCCAGCAGGAUCUUUCCCUGCGCUCCCCCCCUUUUUUUUCCCCUUUUACUCUCGCAGGGCUUUUUGGACAAGACUCCCUUUUCCUCCUGGACCCCAUUGUGAAGGCGAGGCUUGCUUAGAAUUUGCGUGCUGGACAGCGCUCUUUUUAAAAACAUUUUUUUUUUUUUUUGCUCUCUCCCAAAAGGCAGAGACGGGUCUUUUUUUCCAGCUUGAGCGCUAUUCCCUUUUUUUUUCCCCAGGUGGGAGUGGCUGCACCCCUUUUCCUUGGUGCAUGUGGACAGCCGUGUUUUUCUUUUGCUUUUGCCUACAGCCCCACUUCCUCCCCCGGGAGCCUAUUUUUUGCCGCGCGGCCACCCCCACCCCCCCCACUCCCCCAUACGCAAACACCCCAUGUUGACUCCAGCAGAUCCUUUUUUUUUUUCCACCCAUUGUAACUGGAGUCUGAAAUAAUGGCGAGCCGUUGGACAGUGGGGCCACUCUGGGGAAAAAGAGGCUCCUCGCCACCCGAAGUCCCCGAGAAAUGCAGCCAGGGGGCGAUGCUCAUCUCUGAUUCACAGCCGAAGAGCCAGCAUUGUCCGAAGACAUUUCCGUGGUCAUGUGGCAUAUGCCAAAGGUGCACGGAAUGCUGUUACCUUCCCACCAAAAUGUGCGGGUGUCGGCAACCCGCGACUCCGGAGCCACAUGCAGCUCUUUGGGCCUUCUGCUGCUGUUCCCUGCCCCAUCACUGGCUGGCCCCACCCCUCGCCCUCCCUUCCCAGUCACUCCUCAACUGGCCUGAGAAGGUAUCCAAACAUGAAGAUGAAAAAGGGCAGUAUGAAACAGGGUCAAUGUCAGAAGAUGAAGAAACUUUAUCUUGGCCCGGACUCAAACUGAUAGCUUUACGAAGAUCACCAAAUGGUUUUGGUUUUACCUUAAGACAUUUUAUUGUUUACCCCCCAGAAUCUGCUAUUCAGAUAUGUUUAAAAGAUGAAGAGAAUGGAAAUAAAAGUGGGAGAACAAGAAAGAAGCCUGAGCCAGUGGAUACCAUAUUUGUUAAACAAGUUAGAGAAGGAGGACCUGCUUUUGAAGCUGGACUAUCCACAGGUGACAGAAUUAUAAAAGUGAACAGAGAAAGUAUCAUCGGAAAGACAUUUUCUCAAGUAAUUUCUUUAAUUCAGAACAGUGAUGAUGACUUGGAACUCAGUGUUAUGCCAAAAGAUGAGGACAUUCUUCAACUUCUGCAGUUUUCAAAGGAUAUCAGAGCACUGGCAUAUUCCCAAGAUGCCUACCAGAAAGGCAAUGAAGCCUACACUGGUAAUGCUCUUUAUAUACCUGAGCCUCCACCAAUAAGUUAUCCUCGAUUAACAUACCCAUCUCCUGUCCUGGCAUUACCUAUGGAGAAAGCACCUCCUGACUUAUCACUGGGAAAGCAAUCAAAUAGUAGAGCUGUACCGACAUUAGCGCAACCUGAAAAGGCCUGCAGAAAGGAAAUUCAAGUGCCUCCAUCUCCAAAAGAUAUUGCAAAAUCUAACACAGCUGUCUGUGUUUGUAAUGAGACCAUAAGAACAGUUGUUGUGCCUUCUGAGAACGAUGUAGACUUUUCAUCAGUUAGAACAAACCAUACUAGUCCAUCACACCAGACAGAAGAUAUAAAAUACAGUUUCAAGGAACAAACCUCUGUAAAAGCAAAACCACGAACCACUUCACCUUCCUCUUCGAUGUCCACUGCCAUUGUACUUCCUCAGACUCCACUUACAAAACCAACAGAUUCCCCAGAAACAGCUUAUGAUUCUGGAAACUAUGAAGGAGAGCCAGAAGGAGCUUCAGGUUGUAGUUCUCCUGCUCAGAGUGGAGAUUCUCCCUCUGUUAAUGUUAAUCACACCACUUCUCCAAGUGCCCGUCAUAAGAUAGACUGGAAAACUUACAAAACCUACAAAGAAUAUAUUGAUAACAAACGCUUUCCCAAAUAUGGUUUCAGAACCAUACAGGAAAGGUUAGAUAGUUUAAGAGGCACGUCUUCACAUUCAAUAGAUUACUAUAUUGGCUCACAGGUACGCUGCAGAAGCACCUCUCAUGAUAGGAGCUCACAGUCUCUAUCUGCUCGGCAAAGGAGCAUAUCCCAGGAAAGAGUUAAGGAUACUGUAUUAAUCAAAAGGUGGCCUAGAAGUGCUUCGCAAGAUACUUUAACUUCACCAGUUAUCAGCCCUCGAAGUCGUAGGGCACGCUCCUGGAACUAUUUAGGCAGACAAGGUGAAGCAGUGGAAAGUGUUCACAGUGAGGACCUUAUUGCAGAUUCAAGCACAGCCAAAAAAAUUACACAUGAAUGUACUGGACUUACUGAUCAAAAUGACCCUCAAGGCAUUUAUGAAACUUCAUGGCAACAUACGUUUCAGGGGUCCCUUAGUGAUUUUUCUGUGGCUCCUGGUGUUUAUCCUUCAGGCAACAGACAAAUAAGCAACCGAGUCUUAGGACCCUUUGCUCAAUUCCAGAAAAAUUCAACUGAUGUAAAAUUGCUGCAGACUUCCAAGGAUUUGCCAACCACUAGAGGUUCAAACUCUACAACCGCUUUUCAGGAAAGAGCACCUCGCUCAACAAUUAGAAGCACAAGAAAUAGUUCUUUGAAGACCUGUGUACGUUAUGCAGCAAAGCCAUCAUUUCCUUCUAAUCAGAGUCUGGAUAGUGCUACAACCACAGACCAAAGAGAAAUUAAUUAUGUGCACUAUAGUGGUUUGCCAACUCAACAAUCCAGGAAACAUGCUGAAAGUCCACCAGAUCCCAAACUAGACAUGAGUAAGUCUAAUCUUUCCCCCGUUACCUAUACAGCUUCUGUCAAUUUUGUCCCACAAGUUAACGAGCACUUAACUACCUUGGUUAAUUUAGAUGUGUCUGUCAGACAAAAGAUUCAAAAUUUUGAAACCGAAGCUAUAAAACAGUCUGAAGUUCAAGCAAUAGAUGAGACAAAUGAGGAGGAAGUGGUUUUGCGGGAAAAGUCAUCUUCUGGCAAUCAAACCCCACAACUUUUGCGACAUCAGUCCUAUAUUUUAGCUGUAAAUGGUCAGGACUCUGCCUCUGAGACCACUUGUUGGUUACCCAAUGAUGCACGGAGAGAAGUUCAUAUAAGAAAAAUAGAAGAAAGGAAAGCCUCUUGUUCCUGCACACCUUAUGAUUCCUUGGCAUCAAUUCCAUUCAUAGAUGAGCUGACCAGUCCUAGUAUUGACCUGGACAUCACCCACAUUCCAGCUUCUGCUGUUAUUUCACCACCUCCUUCACGAGCAAUGGGCACCACCAGUGCUGUUCCUUUGAGUUGUACUGCUCUUGUACCUUUUAUUCGGCGUCAACUGUCUUCUGGCCAUGAAUCAAUUAGGACUAGUGACCUAGAUGAUCAAUUACCUGCAAAAAAUGAAAGGUCCAAAUCUUACUCUGAAGGACUUGAUGACUAUAAAGAAGGAAAAAGGGCCAUAAAGCAUGCACCGAGCUUAAAGGAAAUUAAGAUUCCAAAUAGCCAAGCAUCUUCAGAAAAUGCAGGAUUCAGAAAAGCAUCUGCUUCAGAAGUCUUUGGUGACACCUCCAAAGAAGGAUAUCUUCAUUUUCGGCAGUUGGUUACAGACAAGGGGAAGAGAGUUGGUGGGAGCAUCCGACCAUGGAAACAGAUGUAUGUCAUCCUCAGAGGGUGUUCAUUAUACUUAUACAAGGAUAAAAAAGAACCAGCUAUGCUUUCUGAGGAGGAACAGCCCAUCAACAUCAAUGCUUGUUUAACAGACAUUUCAUAUAGUGAUACCAAGAAGAAACAUGUGUUUCGGCUUACUACAUCAGACUGUGAAUACCUGUUUCAAGCUGAAAAUAGAGAUGACAUGCUGGCAUGGAUUAAAGCUAUACGAGGAAACAGCAAUGAGGAGGACACAGGUGUCUCAAGCAGAGAUCUAAUUAGCCGGAGGAUUAAAGAAUACAGCACAAUUAUGGGUGCUUCUAGUGGCAAAACUGAGCCACUUUCAAAACCAUCCCGACCGAGCCUAAUUAAAAGACAGACAUUCCUUGGCACUAAAACUGAGCAAAGAACUCAGAGUCCACAUUCUCCUAAGGAGGAAUCAGAAAAGAAAUUCCUUACUAAAGUCACGAAGCUUUGGAGAUAUUUGCAAUCUUCUGUCAAGGAAAGUGGAAAUGGCAGUGGGAUCGAAAAAGAUGAGACAAGUCCACCCAAAGAUAAAGGUAUAUGGCGAAAAAACAUUCCAAGCAUCAUGAAAAGAACUUUUGAAAAGAAGCCAUCUGCCGCUUGCACGUUUGGUGUCAAACUAGUUGAUUGUCCCCCAGCAGAGAGCAAUAAGUAUAUUCCAAGAAUUGUUGAAAUAUGCUGCAAGCUAGUUGAAGAGAGAGGUCUUCAAUAUACUGGUAUUUAUAGGGUUCCAGGAAAUAAUGUUGCCAUCUCAAAUAUGCAAGAAGAACUGAACAAAGGAAUGACUGACAUUGAUCUUCAAGAUGAUAAAUGGCGAGAUCUGAAUGUCAUAAGUAGUUUAUUGAAGUCCUUUCUCCGGAAGCUUCCAGAACCACUCUUUACUAAUGAGAGAUAUGCAGCUUUCAUAGACGCCAACAGAAGAGAAGAUCCUGUUGAACGACUAAAAACAUUGAAAAGCCUGAUCCGUGAUUUACCUGAACAUCAUUAUGAAACACUUAAAUUUCUCUGUGCCCAUCUGAGAAAUGUAGCAGAACAUUCAGAAGAGAACAAGAUGGAACCAAGAAACCUGGCAAUAGUAUUUGGUCCAACACUUGUGAGGACAUCUGAAGAUAACAUGACUAAUAUGGUUACUCAUAUGCCAGAUCAAUACAGAAUUGUAGAAACACUUAUCCAAAAACAUGACUGGUUUUUCGCAGAAGAUGAUGCUGAACAACCUUUUACAGGAGUUCAGGAAGCAAACACAGUAGAGUCUCAGCCAGUGCCAAGCAUAGAUCAUUUACUCAGCAACAUUGGAAGGAUUGGAGUAUAUCCUGGAGAUGUAUCAGAUUCAGCUACUGGUGACUUUUCCAAAUUUAAGGGUUCUUGGGGAUCUGGAAAUAAUCAAUACAGCAGAGAGCUACUCAAGUCCUCUAUAUUUGCCACAACCAGUCGCAAGCGGAAAAAAGCAAAAGACAAACUACAACCCAGCAGCUCUGAAGAUGAGUGGGAUAGUGUUUUUUUCAUGAAGGAGCCUGCAGAGCUCCAUUUCAAUGACUCAGCAAAAGAGGACACAUCUAAAACGGAGCUGGAGAAGGAAACCACGGGGGGAAUAGAGAGAGCAGGAUUUCCGAAAGAAAAGGAAGACUGUGUUAACAGUCCUUCUACAACAAGCAAGGAUGAAAUGUUGCUGAGGAAAGAGAAAUUGUUCUCUGAAGAACCCUCAACAUCUUAUAUUCAGAAAUACAGGAGAUCUCCAAAUCCCAUCUCAUGGCAAAAUACACAAAAAGAUUACCAUAAAGUCCCUAAUUUCCAGAUUGCUUCUGUGUUGGAAGAAACCAUUUUGGACUUAAGCGCCACCCUCAGCUGCAGUUCACAAGCUUCUCUGCAAAAAGUAUCCUGUAAAAGAUUAGGAGGCCCUGAAAAUAAACGCAGUGAAUUUUUAACUGCUGAUGUUGGCUCCAUCACUUCAGGUUACUCCACAACAUCCUCCACUGCAUAUUUAGCUGGUGUAGAUUCCACUGUGCUGGCUGCUGAAGUGCUUUACUCAGUGACAGAGAGUAAAGGAGAAGAGGCCGAUGAUGAAAGUAGUGAACUGAUCAGUGAAGGUCGCCCUGUAGAAACAGACAGUGAAAAUGAUUUUCCUGAUUUUGCAGCAAGUUCUUCUGUGGAUAGGCUAUUCAGGGAGAAGACUCAAGACAUGGCAAAGAACCUUAGGAGGAACUCUGAAGAAAGUGAAGUAAGUUGUUCAGGAGGAACUUCAACACCAAAGUUAGACAGUCACAGACUUUUCAAUUCAUACAAACUUAUUGAAUGUGAUACUCUAUCUCGGAAAAAGUUGGCCAGGUACAAAAUGGAGAGUGAAGGCUUAAGGGAUGCAAAACACGAGGAGGAUAUAAAGAAAGGAAAGAUAGACAGCAGCUUAACCCCAUCAACAAGAAGUGAACCUGUCAAACAGGAGCCUACAUGGAAACUCAAGAUUCCAGACAGAUUAAAACUGCGUCUCAAAUCAUCUGCCGAUGAUAUGCUUGGAACUGGCAAUGAGAAGACAAACCCUGCAGAGAGCUCCAAAAGAAAGAACAUCAGGCGAAGGCACACAUUAGGAGGACAAAGAGAUUUUAUUGAAUCAAGUGUUCUGAAUGCAUGGAAAAUUCAAGAAAAAUACCCAAGCAUGGAGAAGGACAUUUUAGCAGUAACCCCGUUUAAGGCAAAAUCCCCAUCCCAGUACACAGAGUAUGUUGCACAAGACCGUCUGCUGAGUAACCCAGUAGACCUUAAAACAAAUAAAACUGAAAAGGUGAAUGUAAGCCAAUUAGAUGAUUCUUCAAAGGCAGAAUCCUCAUUUUCUGCAGAGAUAUCAUCAGGAGGUGAUAGUACCACUUCUUCUGGUAGUUCUUCCACUGAAGCCUGGUACAUAAAACCCAUGGAGUACUCAGUACUCUAGACCAUUUUAGUGGAGAAAGCUACCAGACUAUGAAUGAGGCCCAUCAGCCUGGCUGUUGAUGCUCACCGUCAUAAAUUAUCUGAGACCUUGGAGAUUAUGUCUCAAUUCUACUAGUCCUUUUGACACAGUUAAAUAGCCGCCGCCACAGUUCAGUAGCAUAUUUUCUUUUUUUCAGUUGUUCUGUAUGCUUUUCCCCACCCCACACACAGUGUUAGUGUGCACUAUGCAUAAUGCAGCUACAAUAUUAUUAGUCAGAAGAAAAAAAUAAUUCUUUUUAUUUUAGUCGUUAACAAGUGCCUCAUCAACUUUUUUUAAAAAAAGUUCAUUUGAUUUGUUAAGGUGCCAUAAUAGUUGUUAUAUUUAGAUAUUUAUGUUAACUGUAAAGAGCAAAUUGCUGCAUUUUAUUGUAGAGACUGAAAGGGAGAAUGUAAACCAAUUAGAUGAUUCCUCAAAAACAGAGUCCUCAUUUCCUGCAGAGUUAUAAUCAAGAGGUAAUAAUAUCAGUUCUGAUAGUUCUUCUGGCCCCAGGUUUGAAUACCAGUUCUGAUAGUUCUUCUGGCCACUGAGUACUUGGACUUCUAGUACUUGGAUUUCACUUCAGUGGGAAAAGCUACCAAUAUAUGAACAAUGAUGUUCACCCUCAUAAGUUAUCUGGGCCCAGGAGGAUAUAACUUGAUUCUACCAGUAUCAUUGAGACCAUUAAAUGGCCAGCACCACAAUUCAGUAGCUCUCCUCUUCCCUCCUUUCCUUUCCCCUCUCUUAUUCUAUGUUGCCCCACUCCACAGUGUUAGUAUGCACUAUGCAUUAAUGCAACUAUGACAUUGUUAGUUGGAAGAAAAAAAAUUCUUUGAGUUCAGUGGUUAACAAGUGCCUCAUCAAAAUUUAAAAUUUAAAAAAAGUUCAUUUGGUUUGUUAAGGUGCCAUAAUAGUUGUUACAUUUAGACAUUUAUGUUAAACAUAAAACAAAUUGCUGCAUUUUAUUGUUAAGACAUUUCAUUACAUUUUUAAAAAUUUAACACACAUGGAUACAGAGCUUCCAUUUAGGCAUUCCAGUUGGAUUUUUGAGUUUUAUAUUCUGAUUUUAAUACAGUUUUUGAGUAUUAUGUGACUUGAAUUUUUACUCUUUCUGUAAAAUAAAUAACUUAAGUGUAAAUACACUAUGUGUGUAUCUUUUCCUCAGACACCAGCUUUGAUAUAAAUGUUGUAACAUAGAAGUGUAGAUAGUAGAUCCUGGAUAUGUGGAUAGAACUGGUUUCUUUUAUCAAGAAUAUAAUUCUGCAUGAAGAGUUAAUAAAUCCAGAUCUGUACAUGCUUCUGUGUAUAUCCACUUAAAACACUGGAAAUAAAUUGGUUUUGAUUGUU
This is a messenger RNA of Pantherophis guttatus, 8388 nucleotides long. RefSeq names its product Rho GTPase activating protein 21 (gene ARHGAP21). The record is from RefSeq and is a predicted model, not a curated record. Lineage: Eukaryota; Metazoa; Chordata; Lepidosauria; Squamata; Colubridae. Gene Ontology annotation, molecular function: protein binding. Gene Ontology annotation, biological process: Golgi localization; signal transduction.